This is a messenger RNA of Suncus etruscus (white-toothed pygmy shrew), 6870 nucleotides long. RefSeq names its product zinc finger DBF-type containing 2 (gene ZDBF2). Gene Ontology annotation, biological process: epigenetic programming of gene expression; genomic imprinting. The record is from RefSeq and is a predicted model, not a curated record. NCBI's taxonomy places the organism in Eukaryota, Metazoa, Chordata, Mammalia, Eulipotyphla, Soricidae. Gene Ontology annotation, molecular function: zinc ion binding; nucleic acid binding.
AUGCCGAACAAGAACAAAAAUGGCUACUGCAGCUAUUGCUGUGUGCACUACAGGAACAUGAACCAGCACAUAGACAGUUCUCACCACCAAUACCUGACAGCCUGGAAGAGGCAGAGCCUGGGUGCCAGAAGUCUCAUGGAGCGAUUUCUACAGGAUGUGAUCUACCACCAUCCUCGUCAUGCUCACAGGCGCAGCAGAUCAAUUCAGAACGUGAGACAAAUGGGUGCUGCCUUGCCCUCUCAGUUGGUUCCUGCUGAUGUAAUUCCUGAGGAAAUGAAUGAGGACGAUCCUGGAGUCAGAGAAGAGAGGCCCCCUAGGAGUGGUGAACCUCAAGAGGAGUUAGAUUCCAGACCUAGUCAACCUCAGGAGAGCGUGCAGAAUGUUUCCAUUCGACCUUCGGUUAUUCAAAAGUUGGAAAAGGGUCAGCAGCAGCCCUUGAAUCUUGUUUAUAAAAGUGGGGAUGGCUUAAAAGAAUUUAAUCCAGUAGGUGUCAGUCAAACUACAAAGAAUGGACAAAACAUAGUAUGUCCCUCAGUGAAUUCUAAUGUUCCUGCUGGCCAUUUGCUAGAAAGUUCAAAUGGUUUUAAGUCAGUUACAACUAAUACUACUAAGUUGCUACAUUUGGAGUCUGUUAGUAAGCAUGACCCCAACAAAGCUGACAGAUACUUUGAAGGGCAAAAAAGAGGCUCUAGAAACACUGUGCUAACAUCUGCUGUAAAAAUAUCUCCAGUUUUAUGCCAGAAAUAUAAUGAAUCAGAUCAGAAAUCUGUAAGUGUAAAUUCAGAAAAAUUGAUUAUUCAGGGAGCUAUAAAACCUUCAAAUAAAACUUUGUCAACUGGCUUAAAAUCUCAUGAAUCAGUAGGUGCUGAAGGCUUCUCAAAAUAUGAAUCUCUUUCCAAAUUAGCAGUAAACCCAUCUGUAAAUCCAAAUAAAAAUGAAAUGCCUUCUCAGCAAGGAAUCUUUGAAGAUUCCAUUUCAAAGCAUUCUGGAGAAUUUUCUAAGAUGUAUUGUGCCCAAGAAGAAGAGCUUAUAGUUGUUAAUCAGUCAGCCUUUCUGAAACAGAAGCCCUCAGCAGGUUCUGAAAUGAAAUUCCAAUCUGGCCAUCUUCAAGCAUCAUCUGAUCAACCUGAAGAGAAUGUACCAGACCUUAAGGAGGAAAAUAAAAAAGGCCAAGGAAAUAAUAAGAAUGCUUUGGGAGGUUCUGAAAUGAGUGUUGAUUACAGAUCCUCUUUUAAUGUACUAACUGACCAAUCCGAAGUAAUGACCAGAGAAACAAAUCUUUCUAAAGAAAUAGACAUUGAUUUGCAAGACACACGUGAUGAAUCUUACUCCUUUGAAAUAAGUUCAGAUGACUUUUUUCAGUUGACUGAGAAUCAGAGUCAUGCAGAUGUCAAAGACACAAAUAUCCAGAAGGCAGUACCCAUUAGCCUGGUAGAUGAAAGCUAUAAUUCCAGUGAUUCUGAGAUGGAUUUUGACUGUGAUGCUUCACUUCAGCUUGUAGCUGAUUGUCUUCAAAAACCCACAGAAGAGAACCUUUCUAAAGAGGUAUACAUUGGUUUGGUAGACAAGAACUAUGGAUCUAGUAACUCUGAAAUAAGUGCUGAUUCUGCUUCCCCACUUCAGUCAGUCGUCGACCAACUCCCAGUGGUUAGCUUGGAAACAAAACCUCAGAAGUAUCAUAUUUACUUGGUUGAUAAGGAGUAUGGAUCAAGUUCUUCUGAAGCAAGUUUUGAUGAUGAUAUCUCCCUGAAAUCAAUUCUUGACCUUCCUCAACUGACUGUCAAAGAAAACAACCUUCAGGUUGUCUACUUGGAAGAUGAGGAUCAUGAUCCUGGUAGUGCUGAAGCACAUCUUGGUUGUGACAUCGCUCUCGAGACAGCAACAGAUGACCCUCAGAAAGCUGACAAAGAAGUAAAUCUUCUUGAGGAGGAUGGUGCCAUGGAAAUAAAUCCUUGUGGAUUUCAGGGUCUUAAAAUCGAUGUCCAUGCUCAUGUGGUGGCUGACCAUUCACAAGUAACACUCCAAGGGGUAGAUCCUCAAGAAGUAGCUAUUGACUUGGAGAACAAGGAUGAUAAUUCUAGUGAUUCUGAUCUCAGUUUUGCAUCUAACGUGUCCCUGUAUCAGUCAACAAAUGAUGAACCUCAAGAGAUUUUGAGUGAAGACAGUGAGGAAGAGCCAGAUAUUGACAUGGAAGUUAAGAGCUCUGACUGUUCCAGUUCUGACUUGACCUUUGAUUCAGAUCCUCCUUUCAUAUCUGCCACUGAGCGUUCUGAGUUGGACAUUGCAGGAAUAAUGAAAAAAUACAAACAUCUGGAAGAUAAGAGUUAUGGGUCAGAUAGUUCUGAAUUAACUUUUGAUUCUGAUUUGUCUCUUUGCUCAGUUGAUCAAUGUCAAGUAGCUGUUUAUGAGGAGAAACCUAUAGACCCAGAAAGUCAGGGCAAUAAACCUUGUGUGUCUGAGAUAAAUUUUGAUUCUGAUAUGCCUCUUCAUUCAGGCAAUGAUCAACGUGCAGUUACUUUAAAACAAAUACUCACUCAAAAGAAAGAGUAUGCAUAUUCAGAGAGUAUACAUGGUCAGCCCAGUGAUUUUGAGAUGCAAUGGGAGUCUUCUGCUCCUUCUCAGUCAGUGACUAAUCUCACAGAAGUUGCUGUUAAAAGACUGGACCUUCCCAAAGAAGAACAGGCACAUUCAGAAAAUAAGGAAUAUGAGUCUAGUUGUUCUGAAUUAAAUUUGGAUUGUAAUAGUUUUGAUGCAAUGACUGAACAUUCUGAAGGUCCCAUCAAAGAUGUGAACAUUCAGAAACAAAAGUAUAGGCACUUAGAAAAUAAAGAUAACGAACCUAGUACUUUUAAAAUCGGCUUGAAAUCAGAUGAUCCUCUCGGUUUAGUGACUGACCAUCUAGACAUAACUGCUAAAGAACUAAACCAGAAAGAAGAACCGACAUGCUCAGAGUACAAGAACAACAGGUUAGGUGUUUCUGAACCAAGUUUGUAUCCCACCGUCUCUCUUCCAUCACUGACACACAGACCUGGAGUGGUUGUUAAAGAAAUCCAGCUUCAAAAAGAAAAGCAUUCAAGCUCCAAAGAUAAAAUGGCCAAAUUUAGUGACCCUGAAAUAAAUUCUGAUUUUGAAGCUCCUUAUUGUUCAAUGAAUGAACCUCAUAAGGUUGUGAAAGAAAUAAAUGCUCAGAAAGAAGCACCUGCUGUCAGCAACAAAAGUGUCAUAUGUAGAAGCUCUAAAAUAAUUUUGGAUCCUGGUGUACCUCCUCAGUUCAUGACAGAAAAACCUCAAAUAGCUGUUUUACAGAAAGCCCAUGUUGAUGUGGGAGAUGAACUACCUGAAUCUAGAGGUUUUGAAAUAAAAUUUAAUAAUAAGAACCCCUUUUAUUCAGUCAUCAAUCAAUCUAAAUUAACCCUUUUAAAGGAAAAGUAUAUUGAUCUGGAAGGUACAGACAGUGAAUCUAGUGAGUCUAACAUACAUUUUCAUUCCACGGAAGUUCUUACUCCAUUAACAGAACAAUUUCAGGAAGCAGAUAGCCAAGUAAAGCCACAGAAGGCAGAUACUGGCUUCGGAACUAGGAUGGGUGAAGCUGUUGAUUCUAAACUAAAUGAUUCUGAUAUAUCUUUUCAGUCUGUAGCAGAACAAUCCGAAGUAAGUGCUAAACGACUUAAACUUGAAAAUCAAAGUCAUGUGUACUUGGGAGAUAAGAUCAUCCAAUAUAAAGACCCUAACAAGAACUUGAAUUCCAAUUACUUAGUGCAGUCAAUAGUUGGCCAACCUCCAAUAAACAUUUUGGGGCAAGAACAAAUUGAACUGGAAGAGAAGCAUCAGCAGUUUUGUGGUUCUGAAGUAAGCUUUGAUUCUGAUGGUCCUGUCCAGUUAGUGGCUGACCAGCUUAGAGAAACUGUUAAGGAAAUUUGUCUUUGGAAGGAUGCAGCUGAUGUGGAAGAUAACACGGAUGCCCAUAAAGAUCUUGAAAUUUUAUAUGAAUCUGGUUCUGUCUUUACAUCAGUAUCUGGCCAACCUGAGGACAUCCAUAAUGGGACCCACCUUUGGAAGAAGCAUACUGAUGUGGAAGAUAAAACAGUUGAGCCCAGAAAUUCUGAAAUAAAUUUUGCUUCAACUGAACCUGUACAGUUUGUGACUAAUGAAUUUCAAGAAAAUAUUACAGAACUGAAUCUUAGGGAGCGGCAAGUUUGUAUGGAUGCAAAGGGCUACAAACUCAAUGAUUCUGAAGUAAUUUAUAUUUCAUCUAGUCCUCUUCCAUCAAUAACUGAGCACCGACAGAGUUUAGAAGAAGCACAUGGCAGUUUGGGAGAGGAGAACGAUGAUCUUUCUGGACCCAAAAUUCAUUUUGCUCCUGACAAUCCGCUUGAGUCAGUGACUGACCAUCUUCAGAGGGGUGUUACAGAAAUAUGUCCUUGGAAGGAAGGUCACGUUUACCUGGAAGAUACUGGUUAUAGGUUUGGCAGUUUUGAAGUGAACUGUGAUUCUGAUACUCCCAUUCACUUUGUGACCAAUACAUCUGUCACAACUGUCAAAGAAAUAAACUUGCAAAGGAAUGUUGCUAAUGACUUAGCAGACAAGAAUUAUGAUCCUACUAUUUCUGAAAUCAAAUGUAAUUCUGGUGUUUGUCUUCAGCUGAAAGUGGAUGAACCUCAACUGAUCUGCAAUGAAAUAGACCUUGAGAAGGAAGAGCAUGGCAUGGAAGAAAAGACCGGUGAUUCUGAGAUAAUGUGUGAUUCUGAUACCCGUCUCCAAAUAGUCCUUGACCAAGAUGAAGUGUCAGUCAGGGAAACCAAUCUCCAGAAGAUGGUUGUUAUGGAUCUAGUGACUGGAGAUAGUGACUGUGAAGUGAUUUCUGAUUCUGAAACUUUCCAGCCUGUAGUGAUUGACUCGCCUCCCAUGACUGUACAGGGGGCCUUUUGCAUUAACACAGAACAUUUUGAUCUAGAAGGUGACAGCCAAGAAUCCUGUGUUUCUGAACUGAGAUACCCUUGUGAAGCUUCUGGCUCCAGAACAAAGAAAUCCAAGGACACAUUCAAAGUCGUAAACCAGAAGAAAGACUACAUUAUUCUGCAGGAGUCAAGCUCUGAGUCUUAUGGUUCUGAAGUGAAUUUUCAAACGGAUUCCUCACCUCACACCAUAACUUGUCAGACCAAAGAGCCCAAUAAAAAAAAAAUGAAAUAUAGUGACCCAGAAGGUAAGAAACGUAAAUCAAAAAGCCCUAAAACAAGUGAUACACAGGAAGGUUUAUCUCAGUCAGUGGCUCAUCAACAGUGGAAAGCUGACAAAGGAUCCAGCUUCCAAAAAGAUGGAGUCAAUAAUAACCGAAAAAAAAACAAGAAGCGUGACUCCAGUGUUUGUAGACUGGAUUGUAGUGCCCUUCUUGAGUCAACCCAUGAUCAGAAUGUCGAUAAAAUUGUGACUGUACAGUUAAAACAUCUAUCUCCAGAACCUCUGAGUGAUGAACCAAAUUUUCAGUGUGGCUCCUCACUUACAGGGGACCCUGGUGUGAAUAAAGGAGACUUUGUUAAGAAGAUGUGCUAUACCCUGAAGGAAAGGAAGCUAGAUUCCCAACCAAGUUCCUCUUCUGUGGUUGAUUCUAAUAAGACCGCAGAUCCAGUGCAGAAUGCUAUUGAAGAUAAAUCUCAAGAGCCUGUUCUUGAAGCCUCCCCUCAUGUCCCAGCAUCCUUUGUGGGGAAAACAUUGUCUCAGAUAAGAAAAGAAGAGGACCUGAAGAUCAAUGCUCUUGUGAAGGAAUUCAGGGAGGGCCGUUUCCACUGUUACUUUGAUGAUGAUUGUGAGACCCAUACAAAUAAAAAAAAAAAAAAAAAACCAAAUAAAGGCAAAAAAGUGACCUGGGCAGAUCUAGGUCAGGACACAGCCUCAGGUCACAUUCUCUCAGCUAAUGAUUCAGGUGUUAUUUUGGAAGUUAAUGACUUUUCAGUGGCCUUUGAUAAAUUCAGCCAUUCUUAUCCAACAAAGAUGCCUUAUGAUCUACCAUGGCGAGCAGCUUCUCGUUGCCAGACUGUGAAACUCAGUCAUGGAACCCAAACUAGCCUGAUGAGUCACCCAGGGAAAAAAAGACUGAGACAAGCAGAAGACUCCCCGAAGAGGAAGCAAUCACACAGAAAAAGGAAGAAGAGAGUCGAACCAGAAAGACUUGAAUUUCCCCAGUCUUGUAAUCACGUUUUGAAGCCUUUGCAACCCAAUGCCUUACUUUACAUUCUUUCUUCAAACGUUUAUAAAGUAAAGGAAGAAGAAUCCUCAAACUUGUCUACAAAGCUGCCCCUGUGUCUUGAAAAUAAUGGGGUUCUCAGAGUGCAGUAUAAGUAUAAGUUGAUUUCCUUUGGUUGUUGUGAUGAGCAAGUUGGCGUUAAGACUCCUUUGAAUACAGGAGCCCCGCAGAACGAGGGCGAUAUUUGGGUUAACGUCCAUUUUGAUGGGAGUAAACUGAAAGAAGAAGACAAUGAUGACUUGCAAAACCCUGUAAAAGAUCAACUAAUGACACAGGAGAAGGAGGAUGGAGAUUGUGUGUCUUUGGAAAAACCAGAAAGUUUGAAUUCUAAUGAGGUUCCUAAGGGAAGUGAUUUCCAGUUAACUCUUCCAGAUGGUGAUGUCACUCAAAUCUCUCCAAUGUCAGCCAGAGAGAAGAAUUCAGAAAGUAAAAAGAAAAUCCAGAAAAGGAAGUCAGCAGCUAAGAUGUCAGGAUAUCAAUCCAGAAGCACGCCUGUCAGACCACGUCUGAGUAAAAACCCUGAUGCCGGUAGAUCAAAGAAGCCCAAAAGAGAGACUCAAAAGCUUCUGAACCCAGUUCCUUCUGGUGCGGAGAAGGAAGCAGCAGAUGCAGGCUCCCCUCUGAAGUGA